Molecule: messenger RNA, 2114 nt
Organism: Octodon degus (degu)
Lineage: Eukaryota; Metazoa; Chordata; Mammalia; Rodentia; Octodontidae
Gene: Kcns2
Product: potassium voltage-gated channel modifier subfamily S member 2
Exons: 2
Coding region: 332-1768 (478 amino acids)
Biological process (GO): potassium ion transmembrane transport; regulation of delayed rectifier potassium channel activity; protein homooligomerization
Cellular component (GO): membrane; voltage-gated potassium channel complex
Molecular function (GO): voltage-gated potassium channel activity; protein binding
Source: RefSeq, a predicted model, not a curated record
CCCGGUGGGCGAGGGGCGCACUGAUCCCGAGAAGGGCCUGCACCAGCGUCGGGGCCACGCAGCCACCUGUGCGCCUCCUGCCGCUGCGGGCGGCGGUGGCGUGCCGGGCCGAGACGCGAGGAGACGCCGGUGGACCCGCCCGCGGCCCGCUAGGCGCACACACAGGCGCACACCCGGGCGCACCGCGCGCGCCCGCACAGCCAGCCGGCGGCUGCCACCGCCGCGAUGCUCUCCGGCGGGUCUGGGAAGUUUCCCGCCGGCCUCGGCCGCAGGCGCCGCUGCUCCCAGGUGUAGCGCCCCCGCACGGCGCGGGCGGCUGGGCAGCUCCAGCAUGACCGGCCAGAGCCUGUGGGACGUGUCAGAGGCCAACGUCGUCGAGGACGGAGAGAUCCGCAUCAACGUGGGCGGCUUCAAGAGGAGGCUGCGCUCGCACACGCUGCUGCGCUUCCCGGAGACGCGCCUGGGCCGCCUGCUGCUCUGCCACUCGCGCGAGGCCAUGCUGGAGCUCUGCGACGACUACGACGACGCCCAGCGGGAGUUUUACUUCGACCGCAACCCUGAGCUCUUCCCCUACGUGCUCCACUUCUACCACACCGGAAAGCUGCAUGUGAUGGCUGAGUUGUGCGUCUUCUCCUUCAGCCAGGAGAUAGAGUACUGGGGCAUCAACGAGUUCUUCAUCGACUCCUGCUGCAGCUACAGCUACCAUGGCCGCAAAGUGGAGCCUGAGCAGGAGAAAUGGGAUGAGCAGAGCGACCAGGAGAGCACCACAUCCUCCUUCGACGAGAUCCUGGCCUUCUACAACGACGCCUCCAAGUUUGAUGGGCAGCCCCUGGGCAACUUCCGCAGGCAGCUAUGGCUAGCGCUGGACAACCCUGGCUACUCGGUCCUGAGCAGGAUCUUCAGCGUCCUGUCCAUCCUGGUGGUGCUGGGAUCCAUCAUCACCAUGUGCCUCAACAGCCUGCCGGACUUCCAGAUCCCUGACAGCCAGGGGAAUCCUGGUGAGGACCCCCGGUUUGAAAUUGUGGAACACUUUGGCAUUGCCUGGUUCACAUUUGAGCUGGUGGCCAGAUUUGCUGUGGCCCCUGAUUUCUUCAAGUUCUUCAAGAAUGCCCUAAACCUUAUUGACCUCAUGUCCAUUGUCCCCUUUUAUAUCACCCUCGUGGUGAACCUGGUGGUGGAGAGCACGCCUACCUUGGCCAACUUGGGCAGGGUGGCCCAGGUGUUGCGACUGAUGCGGAUCUUCCGCAUCUUGAAGCUGGCCAGACACUCCACUGGCCUCCGCUCCUUGGGGGCCACCUUGAAGUACAGCUACAAAGAAGUAGGGCUGCUCUUGCUCUACCUCUCUGUGGGAAUUUCCAUCUUCUCUGUGGUGGCUUACACAAUUGAAAAGGAGGAGAACGAGGGCCUGGCGACCAUCCCCGCCUGCUGGUGGUGGGCCACUGUCAGUAUGACCACUGUGGGCUAUGGGGAUGUGGUCCCAGGGACCACGGCAGGGAAGCUGACUGCCUCUGCUUGCAUCUUGGCAGGUAUUCUCGUGGUGGUACUGCCCAUCACCUUGAUCUUUAACAAGUUCUCGCACUUUUAUCGGCGCCAAAAGCAGCUUGAGAGUGCCAUGCGAAGCUGUGACUUUGGAGAUGGAAUGAAGGAGGUCCCUUCAGUCAAUUUAAGGGACUACUAUGCGCAUAAAGUUAAAUCUCUCAUGGCAAGCCUGACGAACAUGAGCAGGAGCUCACCAAGUGAACUAAGUUUAAAUGAUUCCCUACAUUAGCAGAGACACCUUGUCCCUCUGAGUCCCACCUUGCUGAGCUGCCUCUUGUGCCUCCAGGCAGCUCUGGAUUAUGGUGAAAUGAGUCUUCCCAAACCCUGAGGGGAGAUGCAUGGGAUAGCACCCCAGGUCGCUGUUAUGGUAUUUAGAGUCACUUUAGAGGGUGGUGUGUCUGACACCAUGCCUUUGUACCUUUCAACAAAAUGACACUUGCUGGUCUCUAUUGUGGGCAUAAAAUGUUCAUCUUACUGCCAGCUGACUACCCAGAAUGCAAAUUUUUCUGUCCACUAUGUUCACUAUUCCAGUGCUUGUGCCCUGGUACUAUCUGUGAGUUGUUUGUGCUCCUGUU